Molecule: messenger RNA, 6297 nt
Organism: Oncorhynchus nerka (sockeye salmon)
Lineage: Eukaryota; Metazoa; Chordata; Actinopteri; Salmoniformes; Salmonidae
Exons: 14
Coding region: 249-2171 (640 amino acids)
Biological process (GO): negative chemotaxis; neural crest cell migration; negative regulation of axon extension involved in axon guidance
Cellular component (GO): plasma membrane
Molecular function (GO): semaphorin receptor binding; chemorepellent activity
Source: RefSeq, a predicted model, not a curated record
UCUUAUUUCAAUCACCCAUGUGGGUAUAACCAAUGAGGAUAUGGCACGCUGCAUCAGAAAUAGAAAGGAGUUCUAUUUUACGCAGACGCUCGUUGACGCGCUGAGCAGUGUGGGUACAAUAAUUGAAUAACAUAGAUUUCUACAUUUAUUUUGCAAUGCUCGCGCACGCGACGCAAGUGGUGUGGUCAACCUAUUAGAGAGUUUUGGAAUUCACGCAUGAAAGGGUUCGGGCACAUUGAGGACGUGGAAUGAUGAAUUAUAUCAUAUUGGCGACCGUUUUUUCCAUGGUUUUUGCCGAAAAGUCACCUCGGCUGAAAUUCAUUGUGAAAGAGCCGGCCAGGUACCACUUCUCGAAACCGGAGAACUACAUGUCAGUGUACCACCAGGAGGGCACAAAUGUGCUGUACGUGGGGGGCCAGACAGUGAUCUACGUGCUGACUUUCACUGACAGGGGGGUCCGCGACCUGCAGAUCCCUGUGGUAACCGAUGAAAACGCAAAGGCAGCUUGCAUCGCCAAGUCAGACCCACCAAAGUUGGAGUGUGACAAUUUCAUAACAGUCAUUCAGAAAGUCAAUGACACUUUUGUGGUAUGCGGGACAAAUGCAGGAACCCCCAAAUGCUGGCUGCUGGUAAAUGACACUGUGCUGACUGACGCCCCCACCAAUGGACAGAUGGCACCAGCCUCUGACAUCUCCCCUCCCUACCCCUCCCAGAGGUCCGUCAGUCUGUCCGCAGAUGGGAAUCUAUACUCUGCUCUGUCAGCAGUGGGGCGUCACCCUGGCUCUAUCCGCCGGACCUACGGCACUCAGAAGCUCCUGAAGACUGAGACCAAGUGGCUGCAGAGCCCCCAGUUUGGUGGAGCAGCAGUGAUGCCAGCCUCUCAGAAACACAAGGAGGAGAUCUACUUCUUCUUCAGUGAGAUCAACAAGACGGCCAUGGUGGACGAGGAGCCCUACAGGUCGCGCAUCGGCCGAAUCUGCAUGGUGGACGAGGGGGGCAUAAAGAACCUGCUGGCGGACUCGUGGACUACCUUCCUGAAGGCCAGGGUGAUGUGUGGUGCGGGUAGCACCCCCCAGCAGUACAACAACAUCAGACAGGCCUUUGUGCUGUCUGACGUGGCCCACGAGAAGAGGACUGGGGUCAUGUACGGCCUGUUUGCCAACGCCUGGGACACAACAGUGAUAUGUGCUUACUCCAUCGAGGACAUUGACCAGGCCUUCGCCACAUCCAAACUGAAGGGCUACAGCAGUCCUCUGAUUGGACAUCGCCCUGGCACAUGUGCCUUCAAGAACUCCACGGCAGCCCACAACCCUAAGACCCUAGUGGUGAUCAGGGACCACCCGGAGAUUGAGGACGUGAUUCGUCCGGUCGGGGGUGCUCCGCUGAACCUGCCCACCGACGAUCACUUCACACACACUGUCGCUGCCAUUGUACUAGCAGUAAACGACGAGCACUAUAGUGUGCUGUACCUGGGAACAGAACAGGGGAAAGUGCUCAAGGUUCUGCACACUAUCGAGGAGGCCUUUAUCAUAUCCCAGUACUCCCUUUUCCACAAUGAGGGUCCUGUUCUAAGCAUGGCCAUCGACUCUAAGAAGGGCCACCUUUAUGUGGGCACGGCAAUGGAGGUCCAGCGCAUACCAUUGGCUGACUGCGGUCGCUAUGGAGACAGUUGCCGGGAGUGCAUUCUGUCUCGGGAUCCCUAUUGUGGUUGGGACGCAGCCAGGAGGAGGUGCACACCCAUCCCAGCUGGAUACAACAUCAGCACUGGGGCACUCACUCAGAGUCUGGACCAUUCCAAUGCCUCUAUCUGUGGUGAAGCUGCUGCACCGAAGACCCAUAGGACAAACCCCAAACAGGUGGUGAUUGACUCGGACGGCCCCGUUAACCUCCCCUGCCCCGUGCGCUCCUUUCACGCCACCUACCGCUGGGAGAAGGACAACUGUAUCCAGCACUACCCCUGCUUCAUCAUUGGAGACUCCUGUGUGCUGGAACCCACCCCUGGCCUGCCCCUUAAGCAGGGGGUGUUCCGCUGCAUGGCCACGGAGAACGGCUACAAGGUGGAGGUGGUCUCCUACAGGCUGGUGAUCAACAGUGGGCCUCUGCCUGCCUCCUUGGCCUCCACCCUGGGGCCCUGCCUCCUGCUUGCUGCAGCCACCCUCUGGCUCCUGUAACCAUUGCAAAUGCUAAAGCUAACCCCUUAGCCUCUAAGGCCCUCUCUCUGUCAGACAAGAGAGGAGGGGCCACCAUACCCAGAUUAGGUUCGCAGAGCAUUGCUAUUAAUGGUCGGGUAAUGCGAUCAGUGUUGCCCACAGAGACUGUUUUCAGAAAAAGUGUUUUUUUAUUUAAUUUACAUUGUUCAGGAAAUGCCUGAAAAUAAACAAAGCCACUUAUUUUUUAAUUAUAUAUGGGCUUACCAUACUAACCAAUACUGUACUGUUUAAACAAACAAAAAAUACCUAAAACAAACUGAAAAUACACAACAUUUAAACUUAAUUAAUACAUUAACAUCAAUAUGGGUUUUAUGGAAAGACAAACUAUAAUAUCAUGUCUUAGUCUGAAUUUUAAAUACAGAUUCAAACCACAAGAUGUGCUUUGCGAACCUUGCCUGUUCCACCCAAGAGAUGACAUCUCAUGAGUUGCGUUAAAUACAAUAUCAGGCCAAUUUCUCAACUUAUUUUUAAACUUGAUUGUCCUACUUUGUGAAUAUUUGAAGCUUGAAUACUGCUCUAACAUCCAAACAUCCUGUUGAAUGUCAUAAGUAUAGGAUAGUAUUUAGAAAAUGUCUGGUAUUGUGUAGAAAAAAGCCUUAACAAUUCUGGGACAUACCUCCUAAGCACAAUUUGCAGUGGAAGCAAAACUGAUCAAUUAUGUUGACUUGAAACUGUGAAUGAGGUGGCCAAGCCUUACUUUGAUGCUGGGAGGAAGUGUCAUCAUUUUGACAAGAAGUCAUAUUUUUGACAGGAAGUAGGUAGAAGAACAUGAGCUCAUCCUCGAACAUCACUGUGUCUCGGCAAGUCCUCUGCAGUAAAGGCAGUUUUUGCAUAAUUUUAUUGGAUAGUAUCAGACAUUAAACAUCAUUCAGUGGCAGGUGAGGCCAAAUUAGAAUUGAGUAGAUGACAUGUAGAGUUAGUGGCAUUUUGUAGUUUGCUAUAUGAGAAAAAGCUUGUGAUUAUAUGAGUACUGUGUGUUAAGUAUUUUAUUGCUCCGCAAAUGCUGAUUUCCACCAUUGCUGCCUAUGUAUAUGAAAGUUAUUCUUGAUGGUUCAAGGUUUUAUACUGUGCGGAAGUCCCGAGAGGACAAUAAAAAAAUCCUUGUCAUGGCGAGAUAACUUACUUAUCUCGUGAACACGACAUAACAAAAGUUGUUUUGUCGACAUCACGAGAUGAACUCUAUAAAUAGGAGUAGACGCAUUGAUGAUAGACUGACAUUAUGGCAGAGGCGGUAGAGUCCAUGGUGGAUCAGCACAUAUAUUUUUAUUGAUUGCAACACUAAGGGAUGGUACAUUUCAUGUUAACAUGUUGCUCAUUGACAGUUUAUAAAUUAGAAUGUUAGCAAGCUAAAUGUCCCUUACCUUGAGCUAAGAGUGGCAGGUAGCCUAGUGGUUAGAGCAUUGGGCCAGUAACUGAAAGGUUGCUACAUCAAAUCCCUGAGCUGACAAAGUAAAAAUAUGUCGUUCUGCCCUGGAACAAGACAGUGAACCCACUGUUCCUAGGCUGUCAUUAUAAUAAGAAUGUGUUUUUAACUGACUUGCCUAGUUAAAUAAAGGUUCAAAAUAAAAGAGCGCUUGGGGCAUCUUAGCCUUCAUGGGGCAUUUGAGCCCUGAAUGAUACCUGAAAGGCUGGCUUGUUUCCCAGGUGGUAUGCCAAUUGCAUGCAAGCAACAAUGCAGCUAGUCUUGUGAGUGUGUUAGCUAGGUAGUCUUAUUAGCUAGCUAGCUUGUUAUAUAUGCUGGUUGUUAGCUUGCAUAACUAAUGUGUAUAAUUGUAAGGGGCACUUCAUGUUUUAUGGAUAAUAUUACAAUUUACAGCGUGUGCGAGCUCAAUUCCUGACUGAUAAGAUUAUAUUUCUUCCUCAGAGCUUGAUCAGAUUCAAUAGCAGUCUCAGAUUCCACCUUGUAGGGUGUUUCAUAGGUACCGCUUCUUGCAGGCAGAUUAGCAGUCAGUGCAUUAUGUAUAUGAUCAAGAUUGAGUGCGCUCGUUUCCUGGCAGGCUGAUUUGAUUCAGUAGCAGCCUCAGAGGCUGAUAAGUCAGGAUGCUGCCUAGUAGGGUGUCUGCAAGGAGCCUUACAUAUGAAACAGCCUACAAGGCAGCACCCUGAUUUAUCAGCCUCGGAGGCUUCUAUUGAAUCUGAUCAACUUGCCAGAAAUAGAGCUCACCCACUUUGGAUUGUAUGCAUCAGUCUUUACAGCGCUGACGGCUAAUCUGCCUGCAAGGAGCCUUACCUAUGAAACAGCCUACAAGGCAGCAUCCUGAUUUAUCAGCUUCUGAGGCUGAAAUGUAAUCUGAUCAGCCUGUCAGGAAUGCAGCUCACCCACUGUAAAUGUGUCAGGCAUCGUUCAGGGCUUAAAUGCCUCACUUUGCGAUCAACACAGCCACAGGGCUCCUUGAUGAAGUGGUUAUCGUGCAUCUGAAGAAAUGAAUGGAUGAUGCGUUGUACUUUUGAUUAUCUCGUGAUCUCGACAAAACAACGUUUGUUAUGAAAUUAAUAUGUCUUGAUCUCGACAUAACGAGGGAACUUUAAAAAAAAAAUCAUAUGUCCUCUCUGGGUUUCCGUAAUACUGUGGUUAUACAAUGAUGUAACUCGUUGACUGCUUUAACUAACCUAUUCUCAAUGGGAAAAUCCAAUGCAUAAUUCUCAAAGGGGUUAUUUUCAUACUUGUAUCUGUAUGCUGUGACAAGCGCUUUACAUAAUUUGAUAGGCUCCUUUUGUGAAGUAGAACACUUUGAGCAGCCACCAUACUCUGGGGAGAAAGACUGAAAUUAAUGAUUUACAUAUUUGGAAGAUAUGGAACAAAAUUCCUCUUUAAGCAAUAGAUGUUUUUUUUAAUUUAGCACCUGACCUCAAAUAAUAGUAGUAUGUUGGAGGCAGAGAAUGUUUGCUGGGAGGGAGUGGUUUACUCAGAGCAAAUGUUGAAUAUAACAUAGUAAUAUGAAUGUAGUUGCAACAAAAUGCAAGUCUAUUGUUCCCAUUUAUUGAUUGUAGUAUCUCAGUACUGAAGCACCAUCUUAUACAACCACUACUGUGUUUUGAACUGUGCCACUGAGCUUUGUGGCAAAUUUUGAAAUGGAAAAAAACACUGUCGCCUAAAGAUAUUGGUAGAAAACAGACUACAUAAUGCUGUUCUUAGAACAGUUUUAGCCAUAGUUCUGCAGGUUCCAUCUUUCUCUCUGGGGGUGGCUGUACGUUUGUUGUCUCGAGGUCUCAGGAGGAUCUGCCUGCUGCAUUGCACUGAUGCAGGAUAUUGACUGUGCCAAACAUAAACUGUGUUGUGCCGCCUCAUCCGCAGCCUGCUGCUUCUCACUUAGCACUUUGAGUAAUUAGUUUCCCAAAUCUCUUUCUCAAACUCACACAUAUUAUUAUAUAUGUCACAAAUACACACAGGCAUAUCAGUGCGCGCACACACACACCUCUUGUUUACCAAUCACUCACUUCAAUCUCAUUAUUUUUACUGAAGCUGGUGUGUCUCUGAAAACAGUGAACAGAAGCCUCUCAUACGCUAGCCAACACUAAUUAGGCAACUGAACCUGUAUCGCUCACUGCAGAGAAAUACAAGCUCUUUUACCAAGGCAGAUGGCCUAGAGUCACUGGGUAUUGUUAAAAACGGUCAAUGAAUCAUGUCUGUGCAGAGUUGAUUGUAUUUGGCCUUUCAUGGAUUUCAAAAUUGAUAUGGGAGUUUCGUUUCUCUGGAGCACUUUAUUUAAUGACCACCUUCGUAGCCAGGAGUCCCUGCUAUGAUGUGGACAUAAACAGUGGCUAUAUCGCAUGCGGGCGAUUAUCAUUAUCCUAGAAAGAUUUAAACCGGUUUGUUUUUGUUCAGUUUACCCGUCUGAUAAAUAAUGCCAGCGGAGAAAUAGAGUGAAGUGAAUCUAUUGUCUUUUAAUCCUUUCUCUGGCGCUUUGGACAGUGUUGAUUCUGUGUCUUAGUACGUUUUAUUACCAUAACCAUUCUUUGUUUUAAGGACAGAUGUCUGUCUAUAUGAAGUGUUAAUACAUGUCCAUGUAACACAUCUGUAACUCCAGAUGUUUCCCUUUACUGAACAUGUACAGUGAAAAUCAAUAAAGUAAUCAACUACAGUGUU